This is a messenger RNA of Limulus polyphemus (Atlantic horseshoe crab), 3117 nucleotides long. RefSeq names its product beta-arrestin-1-like. Gene Ontology annotation, biological process: G protein-coupled receptor internalization; signal transduction. Lineage: Eukaryota; Metazoa; Arthropoda; Merostomata; Xiphosura; Limulidae. Gene Ontology annotation, cellular component: cytoplasm. The record is from RefSeq and is a predicted model, not a curated record. The coding region runs from base 552 to 1886 and encodes 444 amino acids. Gene Ontology annotation, molecular function: G protein-coupled receptor binding. The transcript is spliced from 13 exons.
AUAGUCUGCGUAAUACGCUGCUCAACUGCACGCACGCGCUUAUCAGCAGAAGAUCCUGAAUGCUCGUAUCAUAUAUAACACAAACAGCUCACUCCACGGGCAUGUGUGCUUUUUUCCGCCAUUUCUGGAAUUAAGUGGGAGAGUGACGAGGAAAAGUAGGGUGUAACAUACAUUUUAUAAGCAAGGAAUAUCUGUAUGUUUGUUAGAUAAAUUUGGUUCGUAGAAAAAUAAAUGUUUUUUACGUACUGAUUUGUUCUUAAACUCAAAGAGGAUAUCGAUUUUCUGAUUUAGCGUGAGUCAGCUUGUUUACACAUCCCGGAGCAGCAAAGCCCUUUACCUCUGUCAAGUGCGGUGUAGACGUGUUUGUAAGCCUUGGCCGUUGUUCGCUUGAGCUAUCUUCAGUGGAACUAAUGUUCAGAAAAACAAAGAUUUGUUAAACUCUGCUUGGCUUGAAGAGAGGAACAGUCAGUUUUACUACGACCAGCUGAUCAUUCCGUCAAGUCUGUAUACAGUAGCUGUGUCUGUUAUUCAGCUUAUGGGAGGGUUAGAAGAUGGAGAAUAAUGACAGUGAACAGCAGAGUAAACGCCCUGGUACCAGAGUUUUUAAGAAGAGCUCCCCAAAUGGAAAGAGAGACCUUAAGUCUGGAGUGACAGUGGGAAUACCUAAUCAGCGAGUUAUGACAGGUAAAUCAGUAAUCACAAGGUUCUAUCAAACUCUUAUUGGACAACCAUUUCACUUCCUAACGUAUGGCGUGAUUUUAGUGGAUCCUGAAUACUUGAAGGAGCGUAAGGUGUUUGGACAUGUUUUGGCAGCCUUUCGAUAUGGCAGAGAGGACUUGGACGUCUUAGGACUGACAUUUCGAAAGGACUUGUACUUAGCUUCUUCACAGAUAUAUCCCCAAGAAGAAGCGGCUGAAACAAAACAACCAUUGACACGGCUUCAGGAAAGACUCAUUAAAAAACUAGGGCCAAAUUCUUACCCCUUUUACUUUGAGCUUCCCCCCCAUUGUCCUGCAUCAGUCACCCUCCAACCUGCACCAGGGGACACUGGGAAACCAUGUGGAGUGGAUUAUGAAUUGAAAGCGUAUGUUGCUGAUAAUACAGAUGAAAAACCUCACAAAAGGAACUCUGUAAGGCUGGCUAUUCGUAAGAUAAUGUACGCACCCAGCAAGCAAGGGGAACAGCCCAGCGUGGAGGUUAGCAAAGAAUUUAUGAUGUCCCCUAACAAACUCCAUCUUGAAGCCUCACUGGAUAAAGAGUUAUACUACCAUGGAGAAGAGAUAGCGAUUAACGUUCAUGUUGCCAACAACUCCAACAGAACUGUCAAAAAGAUCAAAGUUUCUGUUCGACAGUUUGCUGACAUUUGUCUGUUUUCUACUGCUCAGUACAAGUGCUGUGUAGCUGAAGUGGAGAGCGAGGAUGGUUGUCCCAUAGGGCCUGGAUUCACAUUAUCUAAAGUCUUCUACUUGAAACCUCUCCUUGCAAACAACAAAGAUAAACGAGGUCUAGCACUCGACGGUCAGUUGAAACAUGAAGACACAAAUCUUGCUUCUUCCACCAUAAUUACAGAUCCACAACAAAAAGAAAACUUGGGUAUUAUUGUGCAAUAUAAAGUCAAGGUGAAGUUAUGUCUGGGCCCACUUGGGGGUGAUGUGGUUGCGGAACUUCCAUUUAUCCUCAUGAACCCUAAACCAGAGGAGCCACAGGGUACUCCUGUUCAUCCGGUGCAAGGCUCGGGGGAACAGAAUGAUAAUGAGACAGUUCCUGUUGAUACCAAUCUCAUUCAACUUGACACUGAGGGAACAAGUGGAUUAUUAGAUCAGGAUGAUGACAUAAUUUUUGAGGAUUUUGCAAGACUUCGGCUGAGAGGAGAAACUGAAGCUUGAAGAUGUGUAACAGAUUACAUUUGAGAGAGAGGACUCUUGUUUCUGAAAACAGUAUUUUCCACUACUUAAGGUUUGUAGUGAACAGAGCAUCAUCAGUGCUUAUCCAGAAACAUUAAACCAAAAUGGAUGAAGAGACAGUUACUUUUUAAAAGUGUCUAGUGGGGUUCUUUAAUAUUAAAUCUUUCUGUUUCAUUCAAGGUUUCUAAUAUUUUAAUGAUAUAAACAAAGGUAUGCACUUAUCUGGAUCCUGAUGUCAAGGAUUUUGUACGAUAAACAUCAAAAUGAAGCAUGAAAAGUUUCGAUCAGUGUAUUCUAAUUGACUAAAACUAUAUUUUAACCCUAUCUGGAUAACAGACAAUUUUCAGGUGUCAAGUACACACCUGCAUAUUAAAUUUAAAAAAAUCUAUGUAAAAAUAAUAUUUCCACUGUAUUUCAGCAAUUUUUUAACUAAAACAUAUUUUAUGAUUAAUAUUUUAUCAUUUUUUAACAUUUAAUUAGUAUAAGUUGGAAAGAAAUAUUAAGGAAAAAAGUUAUAAUUUUCAUUUCUGCAUUCUUCGAUGGGACGGCUGUAAGUUUACGGAGACUUACAAUGAUAAAAUCUGGGGGUUCGAUUCCCCACAAUAGACACAGCAGAUAGCCCAAUGUGGCUUUACUAUAAAACAAACAAAAAUUAAUUUCUGCACAGCUCAGAGGAGUCUCUUGUAAACAGCAUUCAUUGAUUUUUUUUUAGACUUUUUUUUUCUCAUUCUAAUGUAUAGGUUUGUAUUUUCUGAUAAGUUAUCAUCCACACUUUAUUUUCUUUCUCUGUUAGUGAUUUUAUUACUACAGCUCUUUGUUACCACCCUUUUUAAGAUAUCACAGCAUGUGAUAUAAACAAUUACUAAUGAAGUUCAGCCUUGAAAAUAGCUAUAGCCAUCAGUUAAAUAUGAUUGGAUAGAGCAGGUUAUAAACUAUUUACAUCAAUGUAGAGUAAAUAAAGUGGCUUGUGCAGUAAUUUGUGGUUUCUACUUGUUGUGGUGAACAAGAGAAUCAAGUAGGAAUUUUAAAAAAAUUAAGAACAAAUCACAGAUCUGGGGAUUUUCUUAUAGUUCCUUUGAACAUUCUUGUUUGUUUAUGAAAAUGUUUUAUUGUUAGAUUACAUCUAUUCGAAAGAUACAGAAUUUUUAUUCUAUGACAAGACAUCAUGUAAGCUUAGUUAGGUUUAAGAAGUACAGUAGGUGAUGGCAAGAAA